CUCUCUUUACAACAAAAGAUUUAUCAUUCCCUAAAGCAUGUCUCCUUAUGUUUCGUUAUUUCCUCAAUGCAUGCAUACGAGUAUAGAGCAGUUCAAGGCACCCUUUAAAAUUAUGGACAGUCUUGAGGCACCCUUUAAAAUUAUGGACAGUCCCGAGGCACCCUUUAAAAUUAUGGACAGUCCCGAGGCACCCUUUAAAAUUAUGGACAGUCCCGAGGCACCCUUUAAAAUUAUGGACAGUCCCGAGGCACCCUUUAAAAUUAUGGACAGUCCCGAGGCACCCUUUAAAAUUAUGGACAGUCUUGAGGCACCCUUUAAAAUUAUGGACAGUCCUGAGGCACCCUUUAAAAUUAUGGACAGUCCCGAGGCACCCUUAAAAAUUAUGGACAGUCCCAAAGCACCCUUUUAAAUUAUGGACAGUCUCGAGGCACCCUUUAAAAUUAUGGACAGUCCCGAGGCACCCUUUAAAACAAUGGACAGUUCUGAGGCACCCUUUAAAAUUAUGGACGGUCUUGAGGCACCCUUUAAACUAUGGGCAGUCCAGAGGCACCCUUUAAAAUUAUGGACAGUCCCGAGGCACCCUUUAAAAGUAUGGACAGUUCCAAAUCACCGUUUUAAAUUAUGGACAGUCCCCAGGCACCUUUUAAAAUUAUGGACAGGCGCGAGGUACACUUUAGAAUUAUGGACCGUCCCGAGGCACCCUUUAAAACUAUGGACUGUCCCAAGUCACCCUUUAAAAUAAUGGACAGU
Messenger RNA from Staurois parvus, 750 nucleotides. The record is from the annotation of a GenBank genome assembly. NCBI's taxonomy places the organism in Eukaryota, Metazoa, Chordata, Amphibia, Anura, Ranidae.